UGGCAAUGGCCCAGCUGAAAGAGUGAGUGAAUUUUCAAUAGUGCUUUGUAAUUCGCAAGGGAUUGAGCAUGUCGAGCGAGCGAACACUACGUGGAAAUCCCACAAACGGAAACGAGUCCAACAAUAAUAACAACAACAACAACAACAAAUUGAAAGUCACCCAGAAGAUCAAGAAACGAGAUCGUGCUGAGCCGAUAAUGAAAGGUUGGCUCAUGAAGUGGACCAACCUGGUCAAGGGAUUCCAGCGACGUUGGUUUGUGCUCUCCAGUGGUGUGCUCAGCUAUUACCUCGAACCGUCGGAGGUGAAUCAAUCCGAAGCUCGUGGCACCAUCAAGCUUAAAGAUGCUCUCAUCGAACACGUUGAUUCCUGCACAUUUGUUAUCUCAGAUGCGAGCGGGAACAUCAGUUUUCGCAUCAAGGCAGCGUCAGAAGUGGAGCGGCAGUCUUGGAUUAUGUCAUUGGAGCUGGCCAAGGGAAGCAAGCCCAGAGAAGCUACUGAAGAUGCAGGAAAGGGCCAGCAACUGAGAAGACGACGCUCCCGAGUGCCAGAUAAACCAAAUUAUCCACUCAGCCUCUGGUCAAUUGUGAAGAACCUCAUUGGCAAGGAUCUGACCAAAAUCCCCAUGCCCGUCAAUUUCAAUGAACCGCUUUCGAUGCUGCAGCGACUGACGGAGGAUUACGAGUACGCCGAUAUACUGGACAUUGCCUCUGCCUGCACGGAUGAGUGCGAGCAGUUGGCCUAUUUGGCCGCCUUCACAGCCUCCUCGUAUGCCACGACAACGAAUCGCAGUGGCAAACCCUUUAAUCCCCUCCUGGGUGAGACCUUCGAGUGUGAUCGCACGGAGGAUCUCGGCUGGCGUUGCUUGGCGGAGCAGGUCUCCCAUCAUCCACCAAUUGCAGCUCUGCACUGCGAGAGCAAGGAAUGGGUUUGUUGGCAGGAAUUCACCAUGACUAGCAAAUUUCGUGGCAAGUAUUUGCAGAUAAUUCCCCUGGGACUUGCCUACGUUUCCUUCCGCAACAGCGGGAAUCGUUAUUCCUGGCGCAAGGUGACCACGACUAUAAAUAAUAUUAUAGUAGGCAAGCUCUGGGUGGAUCAGCAUGGAGAGAUGGAGAUUGUGGACGCCAAUUCAGCGAAUGGCAACAAGUGCAUCCUCAACUAUGUGCCCUACUCCUAUUUCGGCCGUGAGGCGCAACGCACCGUCAAGGGCGUGGUAAUCAAUCGGAACAAGGAAGUGAAGUGGUUGAUUCGCGGCACCUGGGAUGACCAAAUCGAAAUAGCACCCGUGUUGAGGACCCAUGGCACUCUGGAUAAUCCCAGCUACACCACCGGCGAGUACAAGACUGCUUGGAAGCGUCGUCCGGCUCCCGAAGACUCUGAGAAGUUCUACAACCUCACCACAUUGGCCUGUCAGCUCAACGAACCGGAGGAAGGCGUUGCGCCCACAGAUUCCCGUCUGCGACCGGAUCAGCGACUGAUGGAGGAAGGCGCUUGGGAUGCGAGCAAUGAUGAGAAACUGCGUCUGGAGGAGAAGCAGCGUGGUGUGAGAAGGCAACGUGAGGCGGAGGCAAAACAAGCAGCUGCCUCCGGCAGAGAUUAUCCAGCCUAUGAGCCAUUGUGGUUCAAGCAACAGAAGGUGGAGGGCACCGAGAGUUCAAUGCAUGUGUACAACAAUAAAUAUUGGGAGGCAAAGGCAGCCCAAGAUUGGAGCGGUUGUCCGGAUAUCUAUUAAUAGCGACAAUAUACAAUCAUCAAUAAUAUCUAAUCAGGUUUUUGUUUGCUUUUUGAAAUAAAGAAACGAACAAUGAGUUUUCCGUUGAGCUGAGUAA
Molecule: messenger RNA, 1827 nt
Organism: Drosophila innubila
Lineage: Eukaryota; Metazoa; Arthropoda; Insecta; Diptera; Drosophilidae
Product: oxysterol-binding protein 1-like
Exons: 2
Coding region: 69-1730 (553 amino acids)
Cellular component (GO): cytosol; intracellular membrane-bounded organelle; membrane
Molecular function (GO): sterol binding
Source: RefSeq, a predicted model, not a curated record